AAAAGGUAAUAGGCAGUCUCCUUUGUUUCCAAUGAGAAUCUAUUUUAACAACAUCCAGGUGCCCUCACUCACUCGGUCUUUCCCAGUUCAAAGCUUCAUCCCUUUCUCACUCGCUCACUGACACUGUACUGUCCUACUCCUUGCACAUCCAGGGGUUCUCACUCAAUUCGAUUCUUUGCCUGCGUUCACAAGGUCGAAGCUCAAGAUUUGGACAGCCUGGGUGCUCUAUUUCUAUCUCAAUUAGGCUGAAAAUGUCCGAUCUUUGAUCGCAUUUCGAUCAUCCUCAUGCCCAUUUCACGCACGAUUCCAUUCUGCGUUUCUUGAUUGUCAAUUGGGGUUUGUUAAAGAAGCUGAAAUUCCCGUGAGAGAUCUGAUACUGUGGAGUGGAGGGGCAUAGUUCAAUGGAUUUGCAUCUCAAGUGCCUGCUUGGUAGAUUCCAGGAGCAAUUCGGAUCGGGACCCGGGCUUGGUCCUGGUUCCGGGGCGUGCCUGAUGAAGGUCGAUGGCAUCAGCCCAACCUUCACAAGGUCCCUCUUUAGGGCCGCGGCCGCCCUUUAUAGGACCGAGCCGUGGAAGCGGAUCCGCCCGGGGCAUUUGUUUGGGAUCCGGGUGGGGAAGGACUCGGACUGGUCAGGCAAGAAGCAGCCGUUCCCUUGCGUCCAGUUUAUUGGAGGGGAUGGCGGAGAUCUCGGGCUGCACUUGUUCCGAUCUGAGUCUGAUGCUAAGAAAAUGACAGGCCCGCGUGAGACCCUUCACAUCCCGAAUGUGGAUGUCUUGCGAGUGACGUAUGAAACUGAGUCUCUGAUGUUCCCCUCGAACAGGAGAAUGAUCAAGUCUCUUGGACUAGAAGCCUCAGGCACAGACCGGUUUCCCGUUAUUGACGUUGCCAGGUUUGGGCCUUCGGGGGGUCUUCGGUUCAGAACCCCGACAAUUGAAGAGCUGAGAUAUGUUUAUGCGUUCAUGAGGGCGAUCUCUCUCAUUCACCCGCUUCUUCAGUCAGAAGACAGUGUUGGGCCCAAGUGGUCGAGGCUGGUCUGCUUUGAGCCCUUUAUUGAGACGGUUGAUGUUCAGUGGCCGCCUGAAAUGGCCAAGGGUGGCCACGACUUUGUGGCUGUUACAAUCUCUCAUCCACCCAGUCAGGCCUAUGAGGAGAAGUCAGGCUCCACAGCUAGCUCGACCCCCACAAAAUACUCGGAUCCUCCAAAAGAGGAGUUUUUUGAUCUGAGGGUCGUCUCGACUUCAGCUUUCCGGCAAUGUGCCAACUGUGAGAAGGAAGUUCUUGGGGAACAGUUGAUCUCUUGUGAUCGGUGUUGGGCAGUGAUCUACUGCAACCAGACUUGCCAAAAGCAGCAUUGGAAGGAGGCGCACAAGGGCGUUUGCGGGCUCCACAAGGCGAUGAUGGAGCGAGAAGAAGAGCUUGCAAUGAAGAUCUUCCUCUUCCCCUGUGGAGCCGAUCUUCCCUGUAAGUGGCUCGAGUCGAUGGGCCUACAUCAGAAGGGCAUGUGGAGGAGAAAGUGCAGCUGCUACUCGCACUGCCCAUUCGGGCUCCUCCCUAGCAAAGGUGGGCUCCGAGACUCAUGGGGCGGGCUCGAUGAUGAAGAGUACCCCCGUGACUCUUCCUUGUAUAACCAUCGAAAUGGAUAUUCUAGCCCGGUCCUCCUCUCGGGCUGGUCUGAGUACUAUAACCUCCGUUCCCUCCAACUAUCGAGCCCGGUGGCCGACAUCCUCUCACACCCUCUUACUGCCUAUUACAUGCUAACAACUCUCAGCAUGAGCUCGAAAAACCUUCUGCUGAAAGGCAAGGAGGUGAUCCUCCACUACCUCGGGCCUGAAGGAGAAUUGGACUGGAUGCCCGCUUUCGCAGAGAUCGGCCACUUGCUCAAUGGGGUGGGCAACAUACAGAUCGUGAUGGUCGGGCUGGAUGUCCCAACAAACUUAUCGGGUACGACCUCGGGGAUCAGCAGUCGGGUCAGGGUGAAUCUCGUGCGAGGAAUCUACCAAGAGGAAGCUACUUACCUCCCUUCGCCUCAUGUCGUUAUGGCUCUGAACUGUGGUCUCCACCGGUAUCCGAGCUGGGGAGGAGCGCUUGAUCUGAUUAAGUCGACUGGUGUCCCAGCUUUCUUCACUGAUAUUUCAGAGCUCUCUUGCUCCUAUAGUAAGCAGGUUCUUCGUAGUGCCGGGCUUCAUAUCACACACCCGAUCACGCCGAACCCCUUUCGCUCCCCGGUCAGAACUCACGGGCCUUCUGAUAACCUCCCUUCAUACAGCAAUGGUUUCCUGCUGGGAGUGAACACAUAGUUCAGCUUUUCCAGUUUGAAGUUUGUCGUCCUUUUGGGCUGCUGUACAACGAACAUUAAGAAAUUAACUUGAAAAUUAGAUUCUUGGAUUUCAGUCCUUUGAAUUGAAUCAUCUGUUAUUCAAUUGAUGCCAUGUUUUAUUGUUCAUUA
This is a messenger RNA of Punica granatum (pomegranate), 2446 nucleotides long. The record is from RefSeq and is a predicted model, not a curated record. NCBI's taxonomy places the organism in Eukaryota, Viridiplantae, Streptophyta, Magnoliopsida, Myrtales, Lythraceae.